AAGGGCGCCUCGGGACUGUCCAUAAUUUUUAAAGGGUGCCUCGGGACUGUCCAUAAUUUUAAAGGGUGCCUCGGGACUGUCCAUAAUUUUAAAGGGCGCCUCGGCACUGUCCUGUCCAUAAUUUUAAAGGGUGCCUCGAGGACUGUCCAUAAUUUUAAAGGGUGCCUCGAGACUGUCCAUAAUUUUAAAGGGUGCCUCGAGACUGUCCAU
Molecule: messenger RNA, 210 nt
Organism: Staurois parvus
Lineage: Eukaryota; Metazoa; Chordata; Amphibia; Anura; Ranidae
Source: the annotation of a GenBank genome assembly